This is a messenger RNA of Eremothecium sinecaudum, 1005 nucleotides long. It is a transcript of the gene FAF1, whose product is annotated as Faf1p. Bases 1 to 1005 code for a protein of 334 amino acids. Gene Ontology annotation, cellular component: nucleolus. The transcript has a single exon. Gene Ontology annotation, biological process: maturation of SSU-rRNA from tricistronic rRNA transcript (SSU-rRNA, 5.8S rRNA, LSU-rRNA). NCBI's taxonomy places the organism in Eukaryota, Fungi, Ascomycota, Saccharomycetes, Saccharomycetales, Saccharomycetaceae. The record is from RefSeq and is a predicted model, not a curated record.
AUGGCCGACAAAGAGUAUUUCAAACAACUUGAGGCCCAGAGACGUGCCUUUGAAGCUCAGUUUGGUGUGCUAGAAGACAUGGGCUACGAAGAUAAGACAAAGCAAGCUCUCGAUGAUAGCUCUAUAAGCGACGUUGACGAGGUUUCCAACCCAAGUGAUGUAUCUAGUUCCUUCUAUCAUGAUUCUGACGCUGAAUCUUCGCUUUGCGAGGAAGAGCAAGAGACAGUAGCACUUCCUGCAGUAAAAACUAGACAACCUCGGGUAAUAAAGUUUAAUGCUCCAAAGGAUGAUUAUGUUCUUCCAUCAAAAGAAGAGCAACGUCUACUUAAAAAAGGCCUCAUCCCCUCCGUUCAAGCAUUGAAGGCUAAAACACUACUUAGUGGUAAGAAAUCUAAAUCCAAUCCCACAGCAGACGCUGACGAAGAGGCUAUAGAGAAGGAAAACCUACAUAAUGACAUUGAACUGCAGCGUUUCUUAAAGGAAUCUCAUCUACUGAGCGCACUCGGCUCUGCUGGCAGCUCCUCUUCUGGUGCUGAACUCACCCUUCAAACAAUGGACAAUAUAGAAUAUAGAGACGAUCAGCUACAUGGAAAAGCCAGGUCAAGAACUAUAGAAAUGAGGCUUCGAGAAGUAGCCAAAACCAAUGGAAAGGGCCAGAAACUAGAGAAAGUCCCUAUGAAUGUCCGAAAAGGUAUGAUCAAUAAACAUGUUGAACGUAUUCAAAAGCAUGAACAGGAAGCCCGCGAUGCAGGCAUUGUCCUUUCUAAGGUUAAAAAGGGCCAGUUCCGUAAUAUAGAAGCUACCUACAAGAAACGAAUAGAAGAUCGUAUAGGAACUAGCAUCAAAUCCAAAGAUCGUGCUAGAGAAAACGCCCGUCAUCGCGAACGGGGUUUCAAGAUACACUCAGUUGGUAAGAGCACUAGGAACGGUUUAGUUAUUAGUCAAAGGGAUAUUGCCAAAGUCACCGGGAGUAACACUAGAAACCCGCGUGGCAGAAGACGUUAA